Molecule: messenger RNA, 3501 nt
Organism: Parnassius mnemosyne (clouded apollo)
Lineage: Eukaryota; Metazoa; Arthropoda; Insecta; Lepidoptera; Papilionidae
Source: the annotation of a GenBank genome assembly
AUGGACGAAGAAUACAUGGAUUCCCAGGACUCUGGUAUGAAUGAAGUAAGCAAUCGCAAUGAGGGAAAUGACAAUCCUAAUGAACCGCCGAAAGAUAUCGGAGAAGGUUUGGGUUAUGAAGAGAAUUACGAAGAUGAAGACGGCGGCAAUAGCUUCAGAGGUCGAGGCCGUGGAAACUUUAGGGGUCGGGGUAGGGGCCUACCACCACCAGGAUGGAUGAAUGGGCCUCCACCACCAAUGAGGUUCCGUGGCCGGGGCUUUGGUCCAGGCGGCCCUCCAAUGCGACCGAGAGGUUUCUUCCGGGGUCCUCCAAGAGGAGGUCCUCCUCGUUUCGGGCCCAAUGGCGGGCCUGGGUUCGAUGGAAACUGGGGUCCGAUGGGUCCACCUCCAGGCAUGAUGGGAGGUCCGCCCCCGUUCGGGCCGCCCCCAGGUAUGAUGCCGCCGGGAGGACCUAUGGGUCCUCCUCCUAAUAUGAUGGGACAGCCGCCGCCUUUCGCCGGUCCACCUGGGAUGCCGCCACCAAAUAUGCCUGCUCCAGAGUUAUGGGUAGAGACAAAGACAGAGGACGGCAAAUCAUACUACUACCAUUCACGGACGCGAGAGACAACCUGGACGAGGCCGCAGGAGAGUCCCACCUGCAAGGUCAUUACGCAAGCUGAGAUGGAAGCUAUGGCCGCUUCAGGUCACCAAAUGCAAGGCAUGAAUGGGCCGCAGUCUAUGAUGAGUGGUCCUCCAAUGGGCGGGCCUCCGAUGGGAGGACCUCCCAUGGGUGGUGGGCCGCCUAUGGGUGGUGGACCUCCAAUGGGUGGUGGACCUCCAAUGGGUGGUGGACCUCCAAUGGGUGGUGGACCUCCAAUGGGUGGUGGACCUCCAAUGGGUGGUGGACCUCCAAUGGGCGGUGGCCCUCCAAUGGGUGGACCUCCUCCUAUGGGUGGUGGACCUCCAAUGGGUGGAGGACCUCCAAUGGGUGGAGGACCUCCAAUGGGCGGGGGGCCUCCUCCAAUAGGUGGUGGCCCUCCAAUGGGUGGUGGCCCUCCUAUGGGUGGUGGCCCUCCAAUGGGUGGUGGUCCUCCAAUGGGGGUUAUGAAUGGCAUGAUGCCCGGAGGUAUGCUUCCUCCUGGAGUGGCACCAGGUCCAGCUCAGGGCUCCGUGCCGCCGUUCAUGACCCAGCCUCCACCAUGGAUUAAAGAUGGAGGCAACAAGGAUGUACAAGAGUCAGCAAGUCCAGUGGAUAGUGACGAUGCCCCUCCUGGUGAUGUAGCACCUUCCACACAGCAUAGCGGUGGUGGCGGUUUCCCGGGUCCGUGGGGCAACUGGGGCUGGGCGCCCCCUGGCGUGACGCAACACAGCGGCCCGCCCAACGCUGGGCCCAGCCCGGCCAGUGCCGCGAACGCACUCGUCUCCGCUGCUGUACCAGACAAAGGUGCAGCAACUCAAAUGCCACAAAUGGUGACCACACCAGUGACGAUAGCUGAACCUACUAUAGUUGAAGCUGUAGUGCAACCUGUAGUCAAGAAGGAAGAGACAGUGAUCCCUCCAGAACUGGCCGCCCAAGCAGCGGAGUGGACAACCCACAGAGCCCCAGAUGGUCGACCCUACUACUAUAACUCGAGCAAGCAGGAAUCAGUGUGGGAUAAGCCGGCACCCAUGCAGCAGCUUGAGGAGCUGCAAGCAAAGAUUGCUGCGGAAAAGGGAGAAGUGCCUGAAAAGAAGAUAGAGAAAAUUGAUUUGGACAACGAGAGUAAGGUGGAAGUGAUCGACGUGGAAGCGCACGCGGAGGCGCAGGCCGCGGCGGCCGCAGCGGCAGCCGAGGCGGCGCGCCGGGCGGCCGAGCGCGAGCGCGAGCGCGAACGCGAGCAGCAGGAGCGCGAGCAGCAGGAGCGAGAGAAGGCCGAGCGCGAGAAGGCCGAGCGGGAGAAGGCCGAGCGCGAGAAGGCAAAACAGGACCGCAGCCGGCCCAUAUCGAGCACGCCCAUAUCGGGCACGCCCUGGUGCGUGGUGUGGACCGGCGACGGGCGCGUGUUCUUUUACAACCCAACGGCUAACUCGUCGGUGUGGGAGCGGCCGCCACAGCUGGUGGGCCGCGCCGACGUUGACAAGGCUGUCAGCCAGCCGCCGCUGGAGCUGCAGCGCAAAGACAACCCUCCGGCUGCUACUGGCAACAACACAGCUAACGCAACAGGCAACGGCGAGCUAAAGAGGUCCGCAGACUCUGACAGCGACGACUCAGAUCAUGAACCCGCCAAGAAGGCGAAGUCUGAUGACUCCGCGAGCAAGAAGGGGGCGGGGGGCUCGGGCGGCUCGCUGAUCGACGCGGGCAAGGAGGCGGCCGUGGAGGCGGAGAUCCGCGCGGCCCGCGAGCGCGCGCUGCUGCCCUUCGAGCAGCGCGUGCGCAGCUUCCUGCAGAUGCUGCACGAGAGCGAGGUGUCCGCCUUCAGCCCCUGGGAGAAGGAGCUGCACAAGAUCGUCUUCGACAGCCGCUACCUGCUGCUCACCUCCAAGGAGAGGAAACAGGUAUUCGACAAAUACGUCCGCGAGAGGGCAGAGGAAGAGCGUAAGGAGAAGAAGAACAGGCUGCAGCAGAAGAAGAAUGAGUUCAGGCAACUGAUGGAAGAGGCCAAACUACACUCCAAGUCCUCAUUCUCGGACUUCUCGUCGAAACACGGCCGCGACGAGCGUUUCAAGGGCAUCGAGAAGGUACGCGAUCGGGAGAAGUUCUUCAACGAGUAUAUCGUGGAAGUGCGCAAGAGGGAGAAAGAAGAGAAGGAAAGGAAGAAGGAGCAGGUAAAAUCUGACUUCAUAGCACUUCUGAAAGAGAAGUCAGUGGGCAGACAUUCAAGAUGGGCGGAAGUCAAGAAGAAGGUUGACCUCGACCCGAGGUACAAGGCAGUGGAAAGCAGUACCCUAAGAGAAGAUUACUUUAGAGAGUACUGCAAGAUGGUGAAGGACGAGAGAAAGAAGGAAAAAGAUGGCAAAGAGAAGGAACGUGACCGGAGCAGUAGUAAGAAAGAGAAGAAAGACAAAGAAAGGGACAAAGAAAAAGAGAAGGAGCGCGACAAGGACAGCAAGAAGGAGAAAAAGAAAGAAAAGACUGGUGACAAACAAUCGGAUCAAUCCACGGAGGAGGAGAAGAAACAGCCCACUCCCCCUCCAGAUCAGUGGGCGGAGAUCCUUGGAAUACCUGGUGAGGAGGAUUCGAAAGAGUCCAAAUCAACAAAAACCUCAAAGAAUAAGCGAGACGAAUCGUCAGAAAAGUCCGAGGAGUCGAAAUCUACGACUCCAGAGAAGGAGGAGAAGGAGGUGCGCUCACCGAAACAGCUCAGAUCCUCCAAGAAAGAGUUGCCUACGCCCGAGAAAAAAUCCCCCUUUAAAUCUCCGCAGAAGAAGAGAAAAACAGAGUUCAAAUCGCCUGAACCAGAGGAGACCACCAAGAAAUCUAAGAAGACGGAGAAAGCCUCCAAGACGGAGAAGGAGAAGCGUAAGAAGUCCGAAAAGAAUUAG